Messenger RNA from Schistocerca gregaria, 3039 nucleotides. RefSeq names its product protein couch potato-like. The record is from RefSeq and is a predicted model, not a curated record. The transcript has 8 exons. Gene Ontology annotation, molecular function: mRNA binding. NCBI's taxonomy places the organism in Eukaryota, Metazoa, Arthropoda, Insecta, Orthoptera, Acrididae. The coding region runs from base 28 to 924 and encodes 298 amino acids.
CGCACGCUGUUCGUGAGCGGCCUGCCGAUGGAUGCCAAGCCAAGGGAACUGUACUUACUCUUCAGGGCCUAUGAGGGUUACGAGGGUUCACUGCUAAAAGUCACAAGCAAGAACGGGAAGACAGCUUCGCCGGUGGGCUUCGUGACGUUCAACACACGAGCCGGAGCAGAGGCAGCGAAGCAGGACCUGCAGCAGGGCGUACGGUUCGACCCCGACAUGCCCCAAACGAUCCGCCUCGAGUUUGCCAAAAGUAACACGAAGGUUAGCAAGCCGAAGCAGCAGGCCGCGACCGCUGCGGGCACCCACCCGACUCUCAUGCACCCACUCACAGGACACCUGGGCACGCCGUUCUUCCCCGGCGCGGCGGAGCUGUGGCACCACCCGCUGGCGUACUCGGCGGCGGCGGCGGCGGCCGAGCUGCCGGCGGCGGCGCUGCAGCACCACGCCCACGCGCACGCCGCCGCCACCCUGGUGCAUCCGGCGCUCCACCCGCAGGUCCCCCCGCCGAUGGCGAUGGCGCACCCAGCUGCGGCCGCGGCGUUGACCUCCAUCCACGCGUCGCUGCCGCACUUCCUGCCAUCGCCGGCCCUCGCGUCGCCCGUGGGAUCCUCGUCGUCGCAGCCGGGCGUCAGCAACGCCCCCUGCUCCACGCUGUUCGUCGCCAACCUGGGCCAGUUCGUGUCCGAGCACGAGCUCAAGGAGCUCUUUAGCAGCUUCCCCGGCUUCUGUCGCCUCCGCAUGCACACCAAGGGAGGGUCCCCCGUCGCUUUCGUCGAGUUUCAAGAUGUGCGCUGCGCUGCCCAAGCCAUGGCCAACCUGCAGGGCUCCUUCUUGCUCUCCUCUGACCGGGGAGCCAUUCGUAUCGAGUACGCCAAAAGCAAAAUGGCAGAGGGACCCAAGGGAGAAGAAAAUGGACAAUCUUAAUUAUCCUUACCUCCAGCUAAGCACCUGACAUGAGCAUCAGCAACCUGGCUCUGGUGUUGCUAUGCCCUCAUAGGCCUGAAUUCUUGAAGACAGCAAGGCAUCUUGAUUAAAUAUGAAUACAUAAAAUGGCCCACACUGUGCCAUUGCCAUAGGUCAAUCUGUUAAAAUCUUAAAAUUUUGUUACUUUAUUCUUCUUUUGAUUCAUCAAUAAGAAUAUUAACCACAGUAAUGAUAAAUUAAUAAUAAAUAAUGUUAAUAAAUGAAAAAAUAUUAUCAACGAGAAUGGUAGUAUGAUAAAAUCAAGGCCUCUUAAUAAAUGCCUGUAUACCUCCAAUCUUACACUUGAAAACUAAAGUGUCUUAUUAUCAUUACUAUUGUUAUUAUUUGUUCAAAUUAAAUUUUUCAGAAAAAUCUUGAUUUAUAUGAUACAUACAUCUGGUGCUUGCAGCUAUUUUAUUUAUGAAAUUCAUUAUAUAGUUCAUUCAGUAAGCUUCAGACUUAGUUCAUAUACAUUUCCUUUCAGAGUAACACAUUUAUUUUUAAAGAAAAAGAAGAAAAUAAUUUUGAAACAAUUAACAUUUUUAAGUAUACCAGAGUGCUUUUUUGAUAAAUUUCAUAGUUGACAGAACUAUAUUACUCUUCCUGUCAACUAGCUUGAAAAAAAAAUGAAUGUCAGUAAUUUGACAUCUUUAGGAAAUUGUAAACCAAAAAAAUUAUAAAUAUAGCAGUUUGUUGCACUUCUGCUUUGUCAUUCAGAUAGCACAGUAUAUCAUGUAGUUCUUUAUGAGCAUGAGAUAUGAGAAUUCAUUGAUGUUUUUCAGCAAUAGGUAUGCUGUGCUGUUGAUUAAUGAAUCACUAACGUUAAAAACUGAGAUUAGAGCUUGAAAGGCAGUGUAGGAAAUACAGAGAAAAUUGCUAUUUACUUAUCAGGGAAUUAGAGAAUUAUGAAGGAUUAUAAUUUACUUGUAUAUGGCAUAUUUCAAGAGACCUUGAUGAAUAGCAGACAAUGCUUGAUACCAAAGGUGCCCUGAAAGUUAUGUUUUAGAUAACUUAUUUGAAAAAAAAUGUAGGUAAAUUAAAUGUAUCCAUUUAAUUUUUCUUAUGGAUGGUGUAAAUACCUCUUUUAGAAAAUACUAAAUCUUGAACAUAACAUAUUGUGCAGUAGCAUGCCAUGUGUCUGGCUGUUUAUGUGCAGAUAGAGUUUACAUGCUGUAGGCUACUAUCACUAUACAUAGGAUUAAUAAAAUUAGUCUGGUUGAAAAGAAACUCAGUGUUAGAAAAGCUAUAUUUGUUUUUCUAGAGGAAAAGAGAAUUGGAUCAGACAUUUAAUGUAUUUCUUAUUCAUAGCAAUAAACCAAAAAUCUGUAUGCUAUACUCUAUUUCCUUUGAUAGAAGGAAAAGAGAGAGAGAAUACAAGUAAACUCAGUCUGCGAGUGAAGCAAAAGAAUAUCAUGCAUUCAUAUCAAAUAAUAAGAAUCUUUUCUCUUCUCCUCCUAUCAGCACAAUUACUCAUAGAGUUAAAUUUCAAAAGAUUGUAGUUUGAACUUCAUAUCCUUUGAGCAUUAGCUGAUUUACCUGGUCUGAUGGGUAAACUGUACGAAAUGUACUUUAUAUAAACAUAUGGUAGUUUAAUUAUUUGUAUAUACAAAUAUGCAUAUAUCAUCUCAUCUAGUUACUUUUAAUGAGUGUAAUCAUAUAAUAUUCCAGUGACUACAUGACCACCUGUCUGUAGUUUCUAGUUAGUUUAUGUAAGCAAUUUAGAAGUGUUGAAUCUAACAAAUCAGUAAAGAGAGAAAUGCUGCGCAUUUUAUCAAUAAUGUUUUUAGUUAGUAAUGGAACAGUUAUUUAUUAAUAAGUGGUCAAGUUUUUAAGGUAAAACUGCUGAGGAUUGAGCAAGUCUGGGAUUUUUUGACUGUAUACAAGUGUAUAUAGCUAAUGUGUAUGAACCAAAGUAGAGACUGACUGCUUUAGUAGCCAGGACAAUCCAAAGAGGCAGCAUUACAAUGCCACAUAACUAGCCUGGUGUUAUGUUGCAGCUGGGAAUAUAAUUUCCGUUUGUUAAAUAUCUCUUUGAAAGAAAUGACAGAUUUAUAGAAUCUUAAAUGUAGUUGCUUU